GUUGGCCUGAGGCGGCUCCGCCGGUUCCGCGCGCCGCUACUUGGGGCCGGAUCUGCGCCGGGACCGGCUCGUUCGACCCCCGGACCGUCCCCAGAGCGUCCCCGCCGGGCCCGCAGUGACUAUGGAGCCCCGCGAGCUGUCCCUGGCCCUGCUGCAGCCACAGCUCACCGUGGUGGCCAUCCUGGGCGAGCUGCUGGCCACCCUGCCCAAGCAGGACGAGAUGAUGCUGCUCGUGUCCACAAGGUGCCUGUACAGGGAUCUGGAGAAAUUCACCAAGGAGCUCCGAGCCACCCUGUACCGCAUUGAUUUCACCUGGAGGCGCUGCAAUGUCACCUCCGAUGAUGAUGAUGACCCUGUCACCUCCCUGAGUGAGGCCCUGGCUGCCUACAAGUACACCCCAUGGACCGCCUGGGAUGAUGUGACAAGGGCUAGCAGCAAGUGGCAGGGGGCUGUGGAUGUGCUUGUGACCAGCUGGGUCCAGCUGGCCUGGGCAGCCACCAGGCUCUGCAACAUCUGCAGGAGGGCGGCCGACAUGGCCACCACUGCCACUGCCCGGGCCAGGGAGCUGCAGGACGAGGCUGCCCGUGAUGGGACAGCUCAGGAAAACAUGGUGGAGCUGGGUCAGGCCCUGGGUGGGGAGGAGGGGGCCGAGGUGGUGGCCAGGCAUGAAGCCCAGGUGAGGAUUGAUGCCAGGGUGACUGCCAGCGAGGCAAGAAGGGCCACCAAGGUGAAACAGUGGGUGGAUGUGGCCCUGGGGCUGCUGGAGCGCUUGGUGGCCGCGUGUGACGAAGCCACCGCGUUCCCCCGGGAGCUGCAGCACAGGGUUGGGGACAUUGAGGCCACCCUGAAGGGGACAAAUGAGGUGUCUCCUGAUGUCCCCAAUGACUUGGUGAACAAGGUGGCCGUGGCCGAGGACCUGUGGGAGGCCAACGCCCGGCUGGUCAUGCGUCACCUGCUGGGGCCACUUGACGACAUCAUGAAGUUCUAUUUCACUGGUGCUCCCACCAGCCCCAGUGUCUGUGAGGUGGCCGAGCGGUGCCAAAGAGCCAUUGAGGACAUCCCAAGGCUCCUUCGAACCCCGGAGUGUCCCCAGACCAUCCCCGCCGAGUCUCCACUGUCCCCAGCACUGCUGCACCCCCAGGCCACUGUGGUGGCCAUCCUGGGUGAGCUGCUGGUCACCCUGCCCAGUCGGGACGAGAUGAUGCUGCUCGUGUCCGCAAGGUGCCUGUACAGGGGCCUGAAAGACUUCACCUGGGAGCUCUGGGACACCCUGUACUGCACUGGUGACACCUGGUGGCACUGCAGUGUCACCUCCUAUGAUGAUGACUCUACCACCUCUGAUGAUGAUGAUGACCCUGUCACCUCCCUGAGUGAGGCCCUGGCUGCCUAUGAGUACACCCCAUGGACCACCUGGGAUGAUGUGACAAGGGUGGCCAGCAAGUGGCAGGGGGCUGUGGAUGUGCUUGUGGAUAGGUGGGCUGAGCUGGCCAAGAAAGCCACCGAGCACCACAACACCUGCAGGGAGAUGGUCACCGCUGCCCGGGCCAGGGAGCUGCAGGCCGAGGCUGCCCGUUUUGAGACAGCUCUGGAAAACACAGUGGAACUGGGUCAGGCCCUGGGUGGGGAGGAGGGGGCUGAGGUGGUGGCUGAAUACAAAGCCCAGGUGAGGAGAGAUGCCAGCUUGGCUGCCAGCAAGGCAACCAGGGCCACCAUGGUGAAACAGUGGGUGGAUGUGGCCCUGGGGCUGCUGGAGCGCUUGGUGGCCGCGUGUGACGAAGCCACCGCCUUCCCCCGGGAGCUGCAGCGCAGGGUUGGGGACAUUGAGGCCACCCUGAAGGGGGCAAAUGAGGCAUCCCCUGAUGUCCCUGAGGACCUGGAGGCCAAGGUGGCCGUGGCUGAGCGGUUGUGGGAGGCCAACACCUCCCUGGCCAAGGAUCACCUGCUUGGGACAGUUGACGACAUCAUGAAGUUCUAUUUCGAUGGUGCUCCCGCCAGCCCCAGUGCCUGUGAGGUGGCCGAGCGGUGCCAAAGAGCCAUCGAGGACAUCCCAAGGCUCCUUCGAACCCCGGAGUGUCCCCAGAGCAUCCCUGCUGGGUCCCCAGUGAGCAUGGAGCUCCAAGAGCGAUCCUUUUCCCCACUGCUGGAGGCUCUGGUGUCCGUGGUGGUCACCCUGGGCAAGGUGGCGGCCACCGUGACCGGGCCACACCGGGGCGUGCGGCGCUGUGUGCCCCCGAAGUCCCUGCACGCAGCCCUGAGGAACUUCACCUGGAGCCUCCGUAAGACCCUGGACCACCCUGGUGCCCUGGCCACCCUCAGGGCCACCCCUGGGGCCACCUGGGCCGAUGUGAGAGCCGCGGCCAGCGCCUGGCGGGAGUUGGUGGCCGCGCAUGAGCAGAGAUGGGACCAGCUGAAAGAGGAGGCCACCAAGCUCCGUGAUGCCUGCGAGGAUGUGGCCCCUGCCCGGGCAGGGGACCUGCAGGACGAGGCCACCCACAGAGGGACAGCUGGGGACAGCCUGGUGGCCACAGCCCAGCAGCUGAUGGUGGCCCUGGACAGGGAUGAGGAGGCCUCGGCGGGGCCCACACGCAAUGCCCAGGUGUCAGUGGCCACCAACGAGGCCGUGGGAGAAGCUGUGGUGGCCACCAAGCGGCAUUACCUGCUGGGGACACUUGGGGACAUCCACAGCCUUCUCUUGAGUCCCUAUGGUGGCCGUGGGGGCCCCGAUGGCCCCGGCAGCCGCACGGUGGCCAAGCAAUGCCAAAGAGCCAUCAAGGACAUCCCGAGGCUGCUUCAGGACAGUGACGUCACUGCUGUGACGUCAUCGCGGCAGUGA
Molecule: messenger RNA, 2833 nt
Organism: Haemorhous mexicanus (house finch)
Lineage: Eukaryota; Metazoa; Chordata; Aves; Passeriformes; Fringillidae
Exons: 6
Coding region: 122-2833 (903 amino acids)
Source: RefSeq, a predicted model, not a curated record